Molecule: messenger RNA, 4126 nt
Organism: Salvelinus namaycush (lake trout)
Lineage: Eukaryota; Metazoa; Chordata; Actinopteri; Salmoniformes; Salmonidae
Product: F-box only protein 31-like
Exons: 10
Coding region: 69-1892 (607 amino acids)
Molecular function (GO): protein binding
Source: RefSeq, a predicted model, not a curated record
AUAAUCGAAACUGCAGCUAGUACAGUUGUUGUGGUGAUGUAAUGUUACCCUUUUGGUGACUACUACGGAUGGCUGUGUGUGCCAGGCUCUGCGGAGUGGGUCAGUCGCGGAGGUGCAGGCGGCGACAGCGGCAUAAUCAACAGGACCAGGGAAGCGACUCCGACAUGGACGAUGAGGAAGGGGUGCGGAUUGUGGGCAAGACACAAGCCGUCACUGGCGGCCCUGAAAACCCCUCGGCCGCGGCAGGGCCGAGUGUGGCCCAUGAAGCCACUGCUGAAUGUGGUCGUGCAAAUGUCAGACUUUCGUAUGGGCAAAGUGCAAGCACCGGACCACCGAACCCGCAGUCCCUGUUGGAUUUGCCCCCAGAGCUUUUGGUGGGAAUAUUCUCCUCGCUGCCGGGCACAGAGCUUCCAAACCUUGCGCUCGUCUGCAAGACAUUCAGGCAAAUCCUCAACACGGAAACCAUCUGGAGAAGGCGAUGCACGGAGGAGUUUGGCAUGAGGGAAGACCUGCGCAAGAUAGAAGUGGCGGGUGUGUCCAGUCGGGAGCUCUAUGCCAAAUUGCUGCACCCAUACAGACACAUCCUGGGUCUUUGGCAGCCUGACAUAGGGCCGUACGGAGGGCUGCUCAACGUGGUGGUUGAUGGGCUAUUCAUCCUUGGCUGGAUGUAUCUGCCCCCCCACGACCCUCGGGUCGAGGAUCCCAUGAGGCGGCGGCCACUCUUCCGCAUCCACAUGUUGGAGAGCAACAAGGCAGCAGUGGAGUGUAUGUAUGGACACAAGGGCCCUCACAAGGGGGACGUCCAAACUGGGAAGAAGGACGAGUUCUCGACCAAAUGCAACCAGACAGACCAUCACCGCAUGCCAGGGGGGAGGCAGGAGGAGUUCCGGACGUGGCUUGAGGAGGAGUGGGGGAGGACACUGGAGGACAUCUUCCAUGAGCACAUGCAGGAGCUCAUACUCAUGAAGUUCAUCUACACAAGCCAAUACGAAUCUGGUCAAUAUUUCACAUAUUUUCCGACAAAUCCGAGGUCCGUGGCCACCGAGCGUGAUCCAACCCGGGAUCCGAGGGUCAACUGCAGAAUUUUGGAUCCGACCUGUUCAUAUAUCUGUAACUGCCUGACGUACCGGCGGAUCUACCUCCCUCCACGACUGCCCUCUGAUCUGUUGCAGCCGGGCCUGUUCAAAGGCACAUACGGCAGCCACGGCCUGGAGAUCAUCAUGCUCAGCUUCCAUGGGCCUCGCGCCAGGGCCACCAAGCUCACCGGGGACCCCAACGUUCCAGCAGGCCAGCUAACGCUCGAUGUGGACCUGAAUCGGCCUGUGCACCUUCCGGACCUGGAGCACCAGCGCAGCGUGGAGGAGCUGUCUCGCCUGGUGCUGGGGGUGCAUGAGGAGGCGCAGCAGGAGGCGCAGAGCCCAGAUGUGGCCCCCCAGGGGGUUGCUGCUGGAGAGGGGGCUGUGGCCCCCCAGGGGGCUGCUGCUGCAAAGGGGGCUGUGGAUGGUGGCGGGGCAGAGGGUCUGGAGUUGGCUAUGGAAGCCCAAUCAGAGAGCCCCCAGCCUGGGCCCAGUAGCAGCAGCAGCAGUGCUACCUCGGAGGCCCAGCCCUUUGUCCUGCCUCUGGGGGUCAUGGCCCGCAACGAGGUGUACCCCCGUACCUGCAAGAUGUGUUUCUACGGGACAGGCCUGAUUGCCGGCCACGGCUUCACGAGCCCGGAGCGCACGCCUGGCCUCUUUAUCCUGUUUGACGAGGACCGCUUCGGCUUCAUCUGGUUGGAGCUCAAGUCGUUCAGCCUAUACAGCCGCCUGACCGACCAGCUGGCCCACGCCUAUGCCCCCAACAUGGAGCGGUUUGAGGCUAUGCUGCGCAACAUGCAGUCCUGGACAUCCUGAUGGGGCAGACCCACACGUCUCAUACAAACACGUUUACUUAGGCCCAUACACACACCCCGAUGUGUUGACUGCACCUGGAAUACCUCUAGGCCCCUAGUUUGUAAACUAAAAGUAAUGCCCAUAGUUUUUUCCUGAUUAGGUCAUGUGGUUAGGAAAAACUCUGGGCCCUAAUUAUCACUUAUGUAUGUAUAUUUUCCCUCUAUAGACCCCGAAAACACAACAUGAUAUUUACCCUCACCUAUCCCUGUAGAAUCACUACUGUAUGCACACACAGCUUUACAACCCAACCACCUCGACACCAUCCCACACAUUUCUGGGCCUGGACAGAAACAACCUUUAGCCCCCCUACCCCCUAGGCACCUAAAAGUCCACCUAGCCUAUCGGAGGGAAAUGUGGAGAUAGUACCAUAUCGCUUAUUAUCUACUCGUCUCUCCCUGUCCAAUGUUUCCCCUCUGCUUACCUCCACGUGACCUCAGUAUCUCUACUGCUGAGGCAUGUCCACAGGUCAUAUGAUAUGACACUAAGGCUGUGUUUACACAGGCAGCCCUAUUCUGAUAUUUUUUCCACUAAUUAGUCUUUUGACCAAUUUGAUCUUUUCACAUCAGAUCUUUUUCACAGCUGAUCUGACUGGUCAAAAUACCAAUUAGUAGCUGCCUGUGUAAACCCAGCCAAAGGCUUUCUCAAAAGCUUCUUAUUUAUUUUUAAACCAAAGAAGAGGAUUUGAUGACGUUUCAUCCCACAAACUCUGGAACAAAGUAUCCGUGCCUCUGACUGCAUUUUUAGCCAAAUUCUUUUGCUUUUUUCCCCUCAUUGAUCUUUGGACAACUCAGAUCAGCUUUGAAAAAGAUCUGAUGUGAUUGGUCAAAUAACCAAUUAUUGAAAACAAAUCAGAAUUGGGCUCCCUGUGUAAAUGCAGCCCAUGAGUUCUAACUAUAUACCAUGUCUGCAUUGCCUAGGGAUUUCCUAUUCAUUCUACUAAAGCUAUUAUUGUGUAACUAUUUGAAUGCCUCAUGUUUGGAUGCAUGCAGCAUUUAAUUUGUUUAAUGCCACCUAUCUCUAAUUAUCUUAUUCACAAUCCGAUUAAACACUUUUGGUUUGCUGUAUAUUGCUUAUAGUUUGGUGCACAGAUGGCAUUAUGGAAUUGGAAAAGACUGCAUCUCAGGCACUUUCACUCUUUUUGUCACUCGGUCAAGGAAAAUAUACUGUAACUAUGUUAAUAUUACACAAUUGGGCAUGUGCAUAUCAGAAAUUAUUACUUUUUAUUUGCAAAAUACUUCUGAUGGAUUGUAUGUAGUAAAAUGGAAAUGUUGAAUGAAUGGAGAUUUGAAAAUUGCGUGUUUGGUACAAGCUUAUGCUGUACUGUAGCUGUAUCAGCCAUUCUUAGUUGGACUGAUAGCAUUGUCCUUUGGAUGCUUUUAAUAAUAGGGUGUUAUAAAGAUAUUGCAACAUCCUCUUUAAUAAUGACCGUUUGCAAAACAUUGCACAACACAAAAUGUAAUUCAAGGUACUCUCAUACUUUACAUUAUUUACAUUGUGAAAAAUGUGUGUUUGUCUCGCAUUAGUCAACAGUGGUGCCCAGGGGGUCUCCUAUUGCAAGUUAACUUUUCUAGGCAGGUCAGUGGAUGGUUGUCUCUCAACUCUCUACUCCUCUAUGGGUCCCUUUCCUUGACUCCUUUCCUUCAUGACCACAAAUGGACCAGGAGGGUUUUUCCACCAUAUGGCUUUCACCAGUCUUGUCCUGUCACCUGACAUGUCAGUGAUCAUGGAGGGCAGGACAUAAGGAAAAGAAGCUAGUGGGCAGUAUUGAGACUCCCUAUCUCAUGGGAGGCUUCAUUCAAAGCAGUACUUUUGUAUUAGACUACAGCUUUACUAACAUUAGCAAAAAACUAACUCUAUAGAGAGUAAAUAUGUAAUAUAUAUUAAUGAAAGGAAACUAUUUAAUAAGUGUUUUGAUGUUUUUAUUUUUGGGACAACUGUAGACAUUUUUUAAUCAUUGCUUGUUGAUUUGUGUUUUGUAAGCAAGCACAUCGCUCAUCUGUUUGUAAGUAAUGCUUCUGUACACCGCUGUUUAAAUGAAUCACAUUUGUAAAUUGAGUCUUGCGCUUUGUAAAUUGCCAAUCCCAGUGGCACGACUGGAAACUGUUUGACCUGUUGAACUGCUCUUAAUCUGAUUUCAGGGAGCUUUGCAGCCUACGGCUCUUUCUCUUCUCAAUAAAAAAAAAAAAGAAACAACA